Molecule: messenger RNA, 1475 nt
Organism: Exophiala xenobiotica
Lineage: Eukaryota; Fungi; Ascomycota; Eurotiomycetes; Chaetothyriales; Herpotrichiellaceae
Exons: 1
Coding region: 78-893 (271 amino acids)
Biological process (GO): rRNA (guanine-N7)-methylation
Cellular component (GO): nucleolus
Molecular function (GO): rRNA (guanine) methyltransferase activity
Source: RefSeq, a predicted model, not a curated record
CGCAAGAUGGAUUGACUACCCUGUCGCUUGCUUUUAUCCAGGGCACUUUCACUCACAGACGCCUUACAUCCGCCGCCAUGUCACGACCAGAAGACCUCCUCCCUCCGGACCUGUACUAUAAUGACACCGAGUCCGCUAAAUACACCACCUCCUCUCGCAUCCAAGCCAUCCAGGCGUCCAUGACCAAUCGCGCUCUCGAACUCCUUGACCUCGAUCAGCCUUCCUUCAUUCUCGACAUCGGCUGCGGGUCUGGUCUGUCUGGCGAGAUACUUUCAGAAGAUGGACACAUCUGGGUGGGUAUGGACAUUUCGCCGAGCAUGCUGGACAUCGCACUACAGCGUGAGAGCGUCGAGGGAGACUUAUUCCUAGCAGACAUGGGUCAAGGCAUACCGUUCCGCGCAGGCACUUUUGACGCUGUCAUCAGCAUCAGUGCAGUGCAGUGGCUGUGUAACGCUGAGACAAGCGGGGUCAGCCCUGAGGGCAGGUUACGGCGGUUCUUUGACGGACUGUACGCGUCUUUACGAAGAGGUGGCAGGGCUGUGUGCCAGUUCUACCCGAAAAAUGAACAGCAGCGGACGAUGAUCAGUCAGGCUGCUGUACGCGCAGGGUUCGGCGCCGGUAUUCUCGAGGAUGAUGGCGGUACGAAGAAUGUCAAGACGUACUUGGUGCUCAGCGUGGGCGGCGGAGAUAUCACUGGGACGGUGUCCAGGAUGGAGAAUGUUGACAUCGAAGAUGGGAGGAAGAUGAGGGAGGCGAUGCACCGAGGGAAGAAAGCAAACGUCAAGGGUAGCAAGCAGUGGGUGCUCAAGAAGAAGGAGAAGUUGAGGAAUAAAGGAAAGAUUGUCAAGGAUGAUUCCAAGUACACCGGGCGGAGGAGAGGACCGAAGUUUUGAGCAACCAGGCCAUUUGGCUUGGAAUGAUGUGACGAAUGCACGACUUGAAUGACACGAUUCAUACGCGAGCAUGCCCUCAAUUGCCGACUGCACAAAGGCUGCAAUGCUCACGGGAUCUACCACACGCGACCAGCGCAGCCGCUUCGAGGGAACGUUGACUGUCUGUGUACAGAACGACCAAGAUUUGCAGUGUUACGAAGUCGGCUUCCUUUCCGCUUCGUUGGCGUCGGCUAGCGACGUGGAGCAAGAAGACGCAGAGGAAUCUCGAGAAACAGUUGUCUAUUGGGGUGCAUAAGUUGGGUCAGAGACACUAAGGCACCACAGUCCCCAUUUCACACUAGGAAAUGCCGGACGGGCAACCACUCUUGCAGCGCUUGAGGCGGUUAUCAGCGACCGCGUGGUCUGGUUGCCGAGCGUCCAAUCGAAGAAAAAAAGCGUGGUCGCCAGAAAAUUGUUGUGUGGGAUUUGGAGAUAAUUCUUCUGUCAUGACCAGGGAAUUAUGCAGGAACCUGUCGAGCAUGAUGCUCGAAUUUAACAUUAGAGAAUCGAUGAGAGAGUCAUCAGGACUAUCAUGAACAUCAC